CACCAAGACCUCAACAUGCGCAACAUCAUCGUCGGCGACGACGGCCGGCUGUGGCUCGUCGACUGGGCGUGGGCCGGAUUCUACCCGCCGUGGUUCGAGUACCUCGCCAUGAAAGUGCAGACGGCCCACGAGGAACGGCUGAUGAAUCGCAAGGAGCCCUUCUGGACUUUGAUGGUCCCGUUCAUCUGCCGUCCGUAUUACCCGGAGGAGCGGUGGAUGCGUCGCAUGUAUGCAGCAUGAUAUUAUCGGUUUCACAGGAAGCUAUGAGUUCUGCCGUGUUCGCCGCUCCCUCUACUUGUGUUACAGCACCACUGAAUCCACA
Fomitopsis serialis is the source of this 322-nucleotide messenger RNA. RefSeq lists its product as uncharacterized. The record is from RefSeq and is a predicted model, not a curated record. NCBI's taxonomy places the organism in Eukaryota, Fungi, Basidiomycota, Agaricomycetes, Polyporales, Fomitopsidaceae. The annotation marks the transcript as partial. The transcript has a single exon.